Spirodela intermedia is the source of this 13282-nucleotide messenger RNA. The record is from the annotation of a GenBank genome assembly. NCBI's taxonomy places the organism in Eukaryota, Viridiplantae, Streptophyta, Magnoliopsida, Alismatales, Araceae.
AUGGAAGGUGUUGGAAGAGAGAAAAAGGAAGGUGAGAGUAGUGUGGAAAGUGGGGCAGCAGCAGCAGGCCCAAGAGCGGAAAAUAUGCCAACUGAGUCUGCGAGUGGUGGAGUUGUUGUUUCCUUGUUUGAGGAUUCUGUGGAGAAGUUCAUCUCUACAAUGGAGGCUAUCUCGUUGCUCUGUGGGAUACAAGAUGAGACCUUUGAUCAACAUGAGUUACAGAGAUUAUCCCACAUGAUCACAUUUCUGAAGUGAGUCUGUUUCAGUAUUUAAUAUUUCUUCAAUUUAUGAUCAACAUGUUUUUUGUUAUCACUUUUGCCAUAAUUUUUUUUGAGAAAGAUCUGAAUAUUUAAUGAAUAUUUUGGCCAUCUUUCUUGAAAUUUCCCAAAAUUUGUGUGGAGAUCAAGUAUUAUUUUAAAUUAAUGCCAUUAUUUGGUGAUUGCUCAAAAGCAUGGUAUGGAUUGGCUUGCCUUGCAGAGAAUGGAGAUAUUUCUUCUAUGAGCCGAAAAUUGUCAAUUUCGUUUAUGAGGCUGAACCUCAUCAAUCAAAAGAGGAGAUCAAGGGAAUAGAGCUGCCUCAAUUUUCAUCUGCUGCACCUCCAAAUGUAAUUUCCUUUCAAGUGUUGUGUUUCCCUUGACAGCCAUUGGAUUUGGUGUUCGUCUGUAUUUUAGAUGUUCUUUAGCUGAAAACUCAUGCCUUUCAUACUGAUUCAGAGGGGACAACCACUGAGUGCUGCAGAAUCUAUGGACCGGUAUGUUGGACCCAACUACUCUAUGUUCGUGAUCAAAUCGUAGAUAAAUUUUAAUUUCAACUCUCUAUAUCUUACCUAUUCAAAUAAUAUGGAGUUCUUUCUGUGAGGGAGGAGGGGCUCCAUUUCUGAGCUGUGGCAGCCUCUGCAAGGGUCCAAUGUUGGAGAUCAGAUUUUCGUUGUACUCUUGAUAAUUGUGGCAACUCUGUUACAUUUUCCUUGAGGAUUUUAUUUGUAUUUCUGUCUAGAAUCCCAGGUAUCAUUUUACGUAGGUAUUUUGACACAGCAGGGAGUUGAUUAUCAUUGUCUUGCUUUUAUGUGGCUUUAGGAACCUGUAGGCCUCUGCAAUAUAUUAUCGUUAGUGUGUUAUUAAUGUUUCUAGCAUGUAUUGUCUGUAUGCAUAGUUCGUUAUAGUAUUUUCAUUUCAUAGUCUUCAUUUAUGGUUGCAUUUUUGCUUACGUCUAUGAUUUUUGACACAGUAAAGACUUUGUGUUGCAUGCUGGUGGAUCCGUUUGGGCGAUGGACUGGUGCCCAAGAGUGCACCAAGUACCUCACUGUCCCGUUAGAUGUGAGGUACUUUCAAUUCCAACCUUAAACUUUAUUCCUCUCAUCUAUCUGGCAGCAUAGGUAUAAUGUAAUCGUUUUUGCCUGUCCUUACUGUCUUGUCUGCACAUGAACCUUUUGCAUGAGGGUUUCACACAGAUGAUGAUGAUGAUGAAUAUCUUGCAUAGAGUAACUUAUAGAUUCUCUCGGGCCUUGUGUUAGUGUGUUUAUGUCUUUGUUUUUAAUUCAUACAUUCUAAGCUUUCAUCGUUUUUAGUUAAUUGAGUGCAGAAGCAGAUGCACAGCGAGAGUGAUAUUUUUAAGAACGACAAUAAUGGCAGUGCAUUGGGGCAAUGAAACCUUCUAUCGACCUUAAUGAACCUUCUAUGACGCUCAGUACCUUUAUUUGCCGAUGUCAAUGUGGUGCAUGCUUCCUAUGUGGAUAGUUGGUGAUAUAAUUAGAACAGCGUGGUUAAUAGAUGAAUGCAAUUAAUGUGUUGGGAACAGAUGUUAAUUUCAUGACCUUAAUAUCCCAAGUUGAGAACUAAUCUACUAUGUACCGCAAUAUUUCUUACUUCCACUGCUAACAUAUUUUUUAUCUCGUUUAUAUUCAGUACCUUGCAGUUGCUGCUCACCCACCUGGUUCUUCAUAUCACCAGAUAGGAGCUCCAUUGACUGGAAGGGGUGUCAUUCAGAUUUGGUGCCUUCUAGACAUGAAUAGAAAAGAGGAAAAUUAUAGCCAAAGAUCCAGAGAGAGGCCUACAAAGGGAUCUGCCCGCAGAUCAGGUGGUUUAAGCAUCAAGUCCGAACAUCCACCUAAGCCUAGAGGAAGACCUACAAAGAUGCCUCUCCCUGUGGAACCUCUAGGUGAUGGAAACAGUGGACUGAUAUCAAAUCCCCCGCGGAAAAGAGGUAGACCCAGGAAGGUGCCAGUUGCAGCGGACUCACUAAAUGUUUCAACUGUUGUAAAUGGCACGGUUCCUUCAAAACGGCAGAGAGGAAGACCUAGAAAAAUCCCUGGCAAUACAGAAACCAUAGAUUAUGUGGACGUUAGUAGUAAAUUGGACAAGGAAAAAUUAGUUCCUGUUCUUGGAGUGGCUGAUGCACAUGAUGAGAAUAAAUCUCCGCAGAGACAUACUGAUGGAAGACCUCGAAAUAUACCCGAGCAAACAGAAAAUGUUGACCAUUUCGAUGGUGAAAAAAAUCUAAUAAAUCCAGAGAUCGGUUCUUACGAUGCUACUGAUGAUUUAAAUGGAAAGACAACAUUGAUCCCAUGCAAGCGCAGAGGGCGACCUAGAAAAAAACCAGUCAGAAUAGAAGAUGCAUGCACAAAUGUUGUUGAAGAUGGGAAAACGAAGUCAUCUUCACUGAGGAAAUCUAGAGGGAGAUCGGGAAGGCUUCCUGAUAAAAAGUCAGAUGUAGGUGCUCCAUGCAUCAUUGAAGAUGUUAGCUCAAUAGAAUGUGUUUCCACUCCGUCCGUCAAUGUCUCAAACAUUGAAAGAAAGUCAUCCCCGCCAAAGAAAGAUGGAGAGAAACUAAAACAGGGAUCAGAGGAAUAUGUUUCUGAUGCUAAUGGCGCUGAGCCUAUAUAUCCAGAUCAACAAGAGUUUCCGUUGGUUGUAAAUGAUAGUGAAGUUUCAUGCCUAGCUGAGAAUGUUGAACCAAUGAAAGAGUUGUAUGACUUGCCUAGGACGAACAGCUUUGCAAAUGCAGUUUCUGUUUCAAGUAGUGAAGUGGUUUCAAAAGAAUUUAUAGAGGAUGAUAUUGUCUGUUUAAACGCUCAAAAUGAUAUUGCUUUGCCCAGAGUUUUUCUAUGUUUGGGACACAAUGGGAAAGUUGCGUGGGAUGUCAAAUGGAGGCCUUGUAAUAAUGGUGACGUGAACUUCAGACAUCGGCUAGGCUAUCUUGCUGCAGUGUUGGGAAAUGGGUCUCUGGAAGUGUAAGUUUAUUCCCCAUUUUUAUCCCUUUUUGUAUACAUUUUUAUUUAGUUGUCCUUUACAUCUACCAUUCGAUGCUCUGUUUCUUUUUUUCCCAUUUUCUUCAUACGGCAAGUUAUUUAGGUUACUUGUAGUUUACAUUUUAAUUCGUUGGAUUUUUUUCUUUUUUGUUGCAGUGAUUCAACUGCUGGCCUUGAAAAAAAAUUCUUCUUUGCCUUUUUCUUUUUAACUUCUUCUGCUGUUCAUACCAUUUUGAAGUCUGUUAUUUUAGUUCAUAUUUUUGAUAUACUGUGGAAAUUAUGCAUACUGUUGCAGAGGGCAAGUUAGAAAUUCAGUUCUCACUGGGUUGUGUACUUAUUACAACCUAUAAAAUCGGGACACGAUUUUCUUUUUACCUCUCCCAACUCUCCCAUGAGGGUGCAAAUUUGCAACUGCUCUUUAAGUGUGGAUGGACCACAAUUUUUUUCCUUACUAAUAUGAAAGGGAAAUUAGAAAUGGUACAACCUCCACAUAAGAAACAAGUUAAAAUUGAUACUGUUACAUCGGUUAAUAAUUUCUAUGUCAAUUAAAACUAGAUUGUGGUUUAUUUAAGGUUGUGCCAGUCUGACUUGAGUUUUGAGUUACACCACGUGAAGUCAGGUCAUUGGCCUAAUAUGCAUGAUUUUUAGUGUUUUUUAGCUUAGAUCUCAGUAGUUUAAGCAACUUCGUCUUGAAGGCAGUUCGUGAUUCUUUCAUUUUUACGGACGAUGGAGAUUCACAUCAGUAAUUUUAAGUUUUUAUACAAAGUAAAAGGGCCACAUCAAACUAAAACUCACAAUGUAGAUGACUCAAUGGGUAAUAAACAUGAGAUCUACAGCGAUUCAAUUUAAGAACGGCUUCAUGCUGAUCAGUAUGAUUCAGAUCUUCUGUCAUCAGGUCACAUGUAAUUGGAUGUUGUUCAUGCCUAAUCUCACACAAGUUGUCCAACUUUUUCAAUAUCCACGCAGAUUACAGUUUGUAAAGGCAGAAACCAUGUCCAACUUAUAAAAGUUGGUGCAAGUUAACUAACCAUGCAUGACUAACAUACCACCUCAAAGCCAUUUUAUUUACGGUUUCAAACACUUUCUGUUGUUGACAAAUAGUGUUAAUGCUGAUAGAGAAAUGAGAAAUGUCUUAAGCCGAGUAUGUCUCUGCAAUGUAGUUUUUGUGCUCUCAAUCAUAGUACAAAGGGCUCACACUUCUUCAGCAGCUUGUGUUGAAAUCAGAUUGAAUGUCUAAAAUGUCUAUUUAUCACUUUUGAAAGGUGAAGUCUAUGCUACUUGUCAUCUUGGAAGGACAGUGGACUAUGAACAGUGUCGUAAUUGCUACAGACGCAUUACAUGUCAAGAGAAAAAGGUAUAAACCACAAUUGGCUGCAAAAGGAUUGGACUAGUUGUGGAUACCAUGAUCUACCUUUGAUUCAUCAUUGAUAGAAAGGAAUCGACCCAAACAUCAGAUUGGUAUUCUGAUGAAGGAAUACAUCUAUGAGUCAGAUUAAUCUGUUUUGAGUAAAACCCUAAAACGUAAUAAACAAAAUUGUGGGUUUGGCUCUUCUGUUUUCUCCUUUAUUUUGGGUUUUCUAGAUGUAUAUAAUUUGGGUGUUUUCCAAAAGCGGUAUACUAAUUAUUUGUACACUAUGAUGCAUUAUCUCACAUAGCUGCAAUGUAGUACUGAUGGUUUUCUUCUAAUCGAUCAUUUUAAAGAGGUUGCCUUGAUUUGUCUUCUUAAUGGUUGUAUUUUCUGGUUGAGUUGUCUACUUCAUUUUUUCAAAGUUUACUCUCGUGAUUGUUUUCUGGUUCAUACCUCCUUUUAUACUUUUUUGUGUUUAAUUUUUUUCUUUGUAAUUUAACUUAUCUCAGGUGGGAGAUCCCAUCUCCUAGCAUUAUUAAGAAUAUAUACAAAUCUUCUUUCAAGGAAGAUACCGAUCCCCGUUUUGUAAAGCUAUGUCCCGUGUUCAGGUGUUCAGAAGUGAAGUUUGGGGACAGACAAAGGUAAGAACAGGUUUCUCCCCUAGCCGAAUGCAUGAGGUUUAUUUAGUUGAAUUUUAUGUUUCAUCAACUCGUUUUUUUAGAUUCUUCAGUGUCAUGCUUUGGCUCGCGGGCUAUUGUUCUUGAACACUGAGAUGUGUCUUGUCACUGGAAGAUUGUAAUCACGUGUGAAUCAGAUGUAUCAUGUUGUAUUCUAAAUGUUGUCUUUCUAUUAUGAGAUAAAAUCCAUCAUACAUCAUAAAUCGAAAAGCAUACGAAUCAAGGAUAGCUGAGAUUACAAAUCACAUGCAGGUGUCUCACUGAACUGGCUUCCAAGGAUUUGAAUGUUUUGUUGAGAAUUUUGUGUAUGCUUUUCCUAUAGUUUUAAAAACUGUUUACCUAUCAGUUAACCUCAGCCGUGAAAAAUCUUCCUAAUGGUGUUGGUGGUUAAAAGAUGAAUAUAAUUAGAUUCUUGACUAUGUUGAGCUGAAAUUUCUUGUAUACUAAUGUGUCUUAUGCAUGAGUGAUCUGUGUGUCUUGUAUACUAAUGUGUCUUCUUCAUGAGUGAUCUGUGUGUCUUGUAUACUAAUGUGUCUUCUUCAUGAGUGAUCUGUGUGUCUUGUAUACUAAUGAAUGGUUAAAAGACGAAUAUUAGUAGAUAUUCUCACACAUGUUCUAAUCUGUGUUUUUUAAUUGGAAAUGUUUUUAAUGUUGUGUGCCCUUGUGGAUGGCACCAGUAUUUAUUUCCCACAAUAACUAAAGGACAAUCAUUUAUCUGUGUCUAUAUUGUAUUAGUAAUUGUCCUUACGUUACUCUUGUUUCCUCCUAGCUUUUCUUAUCCUAAAUUAUGUGUUGUGGCAAACCAUCGGGUCAUAUCAGUUGCUGAUUUUUUUCAACGCUUUGUCCUACUGAGGCUUAAAUUGACUGGCUAUGUUCUGGUACCUGAUGUCACCUACGGUUAUUUGACACUAUUAGAAACGACAGAGAGUUCUUUGAGGUAGUUCUUCUAGUCAUAUAGAAGGACGAAUCCAUCCUAGUAGUAUGCGUGGCUGUGAUUAUCUAAUCUCAACGUUUUUUAUUUGUAUGUAUUUCUUUUUCCUUUGUUUAAUUUGUCCAUUGAUAACUCACUAUCAUGCAGCAUUCCCCUCACACUGGAAUGGUCGAAGUCCACUCCUGAUUUAAUUCUAGUUGGAUGCCAUGAUGGGACGGUAAGUGUUUUUCUGGCAUUCGUAUUUUCUUUGUUCAUAUUUACACUAUAAGAAAAAUAAUGCUUUACACGUUUCUUCAUCUAUUUAAUUUUAAGUCCUCACGUUUUGCAUUUUUUAAUUAACGGAUCCUACUUCUUAACGUGGUGUUAAUAAGGGAAGAUUGGAAAUUGUUUAACUUUCAGUUUAGUUCCUCAUUUUAAUUGUUGACCCGCCUUUUGAAGAAAGAAAGGAGUCCCUCUUUUCGUGUAUUUUUAUUUACUAUAUGCCGUAUCAGUGGAUUGGAAAGUGACUUUCAUGUUAUUUAAAGUUGAACCAGAUAUAUUUCUCAGUUCCCCUCAUAAAAUCCAAAAAACUGUCUUCAAAUGUGCCACGGAUUUUUCAAAAUUUCUGAACAGGUCGUAACUAAUGAUUUUCUAUGUAAACAAAGAACUAGUCCACAAGUAUCUGUUUCUGAACCUGAGUUAGAACAUAAAUCCUGAGAUCCUGUUUGCGCUUUUUACCCCAUCUUCCACAUUUCCAUUUGUUUCUGAGAUCCUCAGAAAAUUUGGAUUCUAUGAUGAAUACAGCCAGAUCCAAGAAAUUCAUCGAUACGCAUGAUAAAAAAAAAUUGUCAUGGAGGGAUUCAUCCUAGAAUAUUUUUCUUGGUCUUCUGUAGCUAUCUGAUGGUUGGACUAGGUGUCAUUGUGAUUGUAUCAUUUUUUAAGGGUGUUUUAAACCUGGCUUAGUGCCUGGAAUGUCAUGGAAAGUCGCAGUGGCAAAAACCCUCAAUAAUAAGGCGAUGUUGAUGUGAAAGAGAUAUUAGUCCGUCUGGUCAUCUCUAAUGAGGAUAAUAUUCUAAUUUGUUUUUUCCUAGCCUUAAGUUGAAUUACUCUGGAUUGAUUUUUUAAAGUAAUCUACAAUGUUAAAUGAAUUUUGGAUUUCUUGAAACUAGAAUUCAUGACAUUUUCAUGUAUUUCCAGGUUGCCUUGUGGAAGUUCUCCGCUGGAGAUUCCUCUCAAGGUAUUGUCUUGAUAUUUAUCUAAUGUUCGGGGGGUACUGGCUUCAUAGACAAUAAUUUGUUGAUUGUAUAACAUGUAGUUAUAUCUUGUUUCCAUGUUUUGAUUGUAUAUAGAAGGAAUUUGGCAAUCGAUUUCGUGGGACAUGAGCAACUUUUAGGAUAAUUAUUGCCAGCAUAAACAACUUUAUUUUUCUAUGUUUGAUUGCAGACACAAGACCUUUGUUGUGCUUUACUGCUGACAAUGUUCCCAUAAGAGCUGUUUCUUGGGCUCCCGGUGAAAGGUAUUGGUCCAUAGAUUUUCAUUAUGGUACUUUACGGAUGUUAUGUUAUAUAUUACUAUUGUUUUUAUUUCCUUGUAGAUAUUCAACUUGACUCCCUGGCAGCAUAAUGACGUCCCAAUCACUCUUCAUAAAUUUCUUCAUUGAUAAACUAUUUUUGAGGUCUACAAUGGCAUAGUUCAACAUCAAGUCGGGCAGCUUAGACUUAGAUAUCGAUUUAGUAAUCUUGGAAUCAUAGACACAUUAGCUGGCCUCAGCUGGCCUCUUUUGACUGUUGGCUGAUCAGAUUGGCUAACCUUCUUUUUAUCAUUUCUUAAAAUAUUGAAAAAUGAUCAAGUCAGACUGAUUUAGCCAAUCCUAAUGUGUUCGUGUAGUAAUUAGUUUUGGAGCGCCGCCUAGGAAUGAUCUUGAGCUAAUUCUGAAAAUGAGGUACUUAUAUUAAUGCUAGUAUCUGGAGGCCUAAUCUAGUAAGCCUGACAUUUGUGCACUUUGGUUGGUUGCGGUGGUGUGCCAUGGCAGCGCUUAUCAUUGGGGACGUUGGGAACUUAUUCAGUAAAGAAUACUGUCAUACUUCAACUAUACUAUACAUUCAUAAAUAGUGCUUUUAGUUGAAAGAUGUGCACGGAUAAAAUGAUAUACUUAAAUAUCACCGCAGAUGAAUUCUUGGAUAUAAUAAGUUAAGGUUACUUUUCAAAUGACGACCAGUUUCAUUUUUUUAGCUCAAGAACAUCACGUAAUCAAGUUCAUACGUACUGUAUUAAGAAGCAUAGAAACCACAAAGGAAAGGAUCAUGAAACUUCGGACAAGUUGGAGCAAGAAAACCGUUGUUAAGUCAUUAGAAGUAUUCUUAUCCUUCUGAAAUUGCCACGCUGAUCUGUUUCAGUUUUCAAUACCUUUAUAAUCAUUAUAAUGAUUAUUAAUAAUUUAAUCAAGUUUUUUUGAGCUAAAGCCUACAUAAAAUAUACAUAGAUACUUGUAGAUCAUACUUUUCAAUAAACUAUUAUGUAAAAUUAAGCUUUACCUGGGCGCUAUUGCUUCCCGUCUUUGUAGUAAUCUAACUGGCCUACAUUUUGUUUGUUUUAUUUAGGUCUUGUUAAUAAGUCAGAUUUUACAUUAUCGAGUGCAAGGUAUCGCAAGAUAUGUAGUAUUUUUGGUAAAAAUUAGAUUGCAAUAUAUCUCUAAGCAAUCUGCAUUGUUUCUCCUUUACUGAUUUUAAGUUCACACCAAUGUUACACAACUUAAAUACUAUGCAGUUAUUCUCAAAGUUCAAAUGUGGUAGUGACUGCUGGACAUGAAGGCAUCAAGUUUUGGGAUAUACGGUAUGAGAAUGAGAUUUUUCUUAUUUUGUUAUUAUCUUUGAGAUGAACUUAAUAAUAUUGUAUGCAUUCUUAGUGUUGUCUAGCUACCAAAGUUUUUCUGUCUCCCAAGUGUGGCUCUUAUUUCAAUGUUUUCCAUGCUAAAGUUCCUGUUCUAUUGAACGUUUGGAACUAUUUCUUGAAGUUGUUACAAUAUUCUCUCAUAAAGUAGAUUUUUCCUCCUUUUUAGACGAUGCAUGAGAAUGUCGUAUGCUGUCAAAAAUAGUUUUUCUAAGUUCCUAAAUUAUGUGAAUGACACAGUCCUUUAACACAUUUUUCGAGUUUAUAUGUUGAGUUUCAAUUGUUAAAGUAUCUCAGGCCUGUUGAAGUUGUCGUCACCAAUAAUUUUCUUUCUAAAAUACAUAGGUGUAAAUGCUACUUUUUUAGGUCCAAUAUAUUUAUCAUCAAUCUAUCACAACUGGUUCAAAUUAAACUGUCGUAUUUUAAUUUCCCUCCUGUUCAACUUGUAAGCUCUUAUUUAUUCUUUUGCCCUAUAAUUCCUUAACCUCCUUACUUUGCAAAGCGUCAUCCUAAUGUUAUCUAUCCACUUCUCUUUGUCUAAAAGUGGAGAUUGCCAAUAAACAAAGCUUAGAUUGAUUCAUAUAAAUUUUUCUAGAUUUAUAUUGGUUGUAUGGCUCCUAGGUUUUUUUGUCCUCUUGAUCAUUAAUCAAAUCAAGCAUUUCUUGACCUUUGAAAAUCAAACAAUUCAUAGAAUUCCAAACAAAUUAUUCAGUUACUCAUAAAAUUCUACGUUUCAAAAUUUGCAUUCUGCAUAAUCUUCAACCAAAACUGAACCUCCCUAAUAAUUUAUUAUUUAAAUAUGAAUGAUACAUAGAUUAUGACCUCAAAUAAGUGUAUCUUUUGCGGAGAGGCAAGUGAAAAUAUGAGGGAGACCAUGGAUAACAGAAAGAAGAAGGAAAUAGAAGAGGAAGAACAUAAAUUUAGAUUAGGAGGGUGAGGAUAAAUGAGUUCUGGGGUCAUAAACCCAAGAGAGAACUAUAAUUUCCAAUACAAUUGUUAGUAACAAUAAAAACUUCCAACAGCCUCUAAAAGGGUUUACAUACAAAUCUUUGUAAUUCUAAAAUCAUACUUCUUACUUCGAUGUGAUUGUACCAUACCCAUCUAUUAAUCCACAAAUGUCUCAUUCUGGUCACAACCACUUAACGAUUUUUGACAAACUCCAGCUACAAAUAUUAGAUAAAACCCAAGUCCAGCCCACUUACAUUUCUGUAUCACACAUCAUUUCAUUUCAGUCAAUCUUUUCAUGGAGUGCUGAAAGGUUUGUUUAUUCAAAGAUUUGAAACUUCCAUUAUAUCUGCUGCAGUGAUCCUUAUCGCCCCUUGUGGGAUUUCAAUCCUGCACAAAAAAUGAUAUUGAGUCUAGACUGGUUGCAACAUCCCAGGUGACAUUUUUUUCCUCAGGAGAAUUUUUUUUUUUUUUUAACGUAAAGAUUGUAUGAUAGCACGUUUCUCCUGAUUUAUUUAUUUUUUCUUCUAGCUGUCUCAUUUUUUCAUUCGAUGAUGGCACCAUGAAGACCCUCAGCUUGUCGAAGGCAGCAUGUGAUGUGCAUGUUACAGGCAAACCAUUUGAUGGUGCAAAGCAUGGAGUAGUACACAAUUUCUACCGUUCACAAUUUGCAGUUUGGAGUGUCCAUGUAUCUCCUAUAACCGGUAAUGCUUUCCUUUUGAACGCAGUGGGAUUUGAUUUUUAAUUAUAAUUCCUUAAUUUUGAAUAUCAUAAUUUCUAGUGUUUUCAGGACAGUUUUUAACUUUGAAUGAUGUUGAGACGACUUUAUCUUGUUGAAAAAAUAUGCUAAUUCUUCUCAAGAAAUAGCUAUUUUAACAAGAAAGCGUAUGCCGUCUUUUUUCAUGAGUAAAAUACGCUAUUUUAACUUUGAAAGUGUAUGCCAUAAUUUAGCCUGUCUAUGAUUCUAGUCAGUGAGAGCACGCGUGAGAUUGAUAACUCCAUCUAUAUAACUUUGUAAAAUAUCUUUUUCAUUUUAUUUUACUCAAAUUUAGACGUCCACACUUUACUGUCUACUAUGGCUGAGCUGAAUCCGACAUGGACUCCAGUGGUCUUUUGAACAUGAUAUAUUUUGAUUAGAAGGCAAGUAUUCUUGAACUUUACAUUAUUUAUGACAUGUUUUUGAGGAAUACUGCCCUUUUAACUGUCAUUUUAUAUGAAAGAACACAUUCGAGAGUUUAAGAGCAUAGAUCUCUUGGCAUGGCCAAGUUUUAUAUGUUCGGACCAUGAUAAGAACAGCGCAACCCAAUUUAGAGUGAACCAUCUUGGGAUUGUUGGUUUCUUCUAGUGUAGCCUAUAUAUCAUCUUGGCAUUUCUCUUGGGGGCUUUGAAGACACCCUGUAUACUACUCCAGAAUGUGGUUCAUGCCAAUACUAUCCUAAACAGAGAAGACCAUACAGAAUACUCAAUAGAAGACAGAGAACACAAACAACACAAAUUAGUUCAAAAAAAAGAAGGCAUGAAAUGCAGAUCCGUCUCUCAUCUUUGUGCAUAUUUUAUUCCUUUUUAUUCAGUUUUUAUCUGGUAACAUCGACUGUGAGGAGGGAAAACAAAAAGCUCAGUACGAAACAAUUGAGUCAGUGUAUGCUCGAACAGUGCAGUAGUUGCUGAAUUGUCAGAUUUUGUCCCAAGAUCUCUCUCGUUGCUUGCCAUUAUGGGGGCUGAAAGGUUCACCGUGGAGUGCAUGAAAACAUUGGUGGGUAUCUCAGUGUAGUCACUUUGGAGAUGAAGAGAUACAAAUUGAGGUGACUCCAAGGUUAAUAUCAUAGAGAAGAUGAGGCUUGGUGCGUAAAAAUAUUUAAUCAUUUCUCAGUGUGGCUAUUAGAGAUUUAAAUAGAGUUAGCUAAUUUAGACAAUGUUGGAAUGUUAGACUUUUGGACAUUGAAGAAGAGACAAAUGUUAUGUUCUUAAUCCAUACAUUUUAUACUCAAAACCUGGCAUCGCCACAUAAAUUUGUCAAGCUCUUCAUUUUUUUGCCACUCAAAAGCUGCAACCAAGAGGAAGCAAGUAGGUAUUCACUCAGGGAUUAGACAUUGAUGGAUUUUUGCUAUUUUUUCUUCUUAGCUGUGCUGUCUGCUCCUCAUGUUUUCUAAUUCCUAGUUGUUAAGUAACCCACCCAUCUUUGGAAUCCUUUACCCAAACAGAAAUGCCCUUGCGAUUUGGCUAAUAGUUUUAUGCAGGUUAAGUAAUAUUAAAUUAUCUAAUUUCUAGGCUCUAUUUCGUGUUCUACGGAUUUUAUUCUCCUUCUUCUGUUGCACCGGAAUUCAUAUAUCUAUCCAGACUCACCGCAUUUGCCCUGUGUUUAUACUUAAAUCAAGGGUUGAGGAUCUCGUGGCUAAGAAAAAUGAAAACCAAUUCUUCCAAUUUUUGACUUUUAUUAUUUUUCUCUGAGUAAUCUUAGGAUCAGGAUCUUGCUAUCGAUCCCAGUAUUCAACCAUAUCAAAUCAAAUGGGAAACAUCAUCAGAUCGUCUUCUUUUAGCCACUGAAGUCUUUCUUUUGUUCCCAGGUGUGGCCGCCUAUUGCUGUGCAGAUGGGUCCAUUCUUUGCUUUCAGGUUUGAUCCAUCAGACUCCUCUGUAAGCUACUUAACUUAGUAUCUAAUCACCACUGUUCAUCAGAUAACAGAGAAGUCAGUAGACAAGGACAAGUCGCGGUAUCGCUCACCACACUACCUCUGUGGGGCUCUCAUGGAGGCAGCAGACCCCCAGUCUCUCACAGUGAUCACCCCACUUCCACACACUGCCAUCCCUGAUCUGCCUCGCCGGGCCCGCGGGGUCCCCCCGCACUCUACUUAUGCGCCGCCGCCCCGGGAUGAUCCCCAAGAACAAGGUGAAGCCAUGGAUGAGAAAUCUCUAGAACCCAUGUAUUAGUUUCCGAUCAGGUUCGUAUAUAAACCUCUGGAUUGCAUCUCAGGAGAAGACCCAGGAGAAGAUCUACAGCACCCAGGAGUUGACCAGCCUGCAAGAAGAAAACCCGCAUCCAAGACCCGCAAGAAGAGACAGGGAGUUGACUUUGUAGAGGAAGAACAGGAGGAUUUGCAGGCUGGAGCCACCAGGUCGUCAGAUCAAGAUUUCUUGGCCUUCCCUCCGAAGAUCGUGGCAAUGCACAGAGUGAGGUGGAACACCAACGAAGGUAGCCAGCGGUGGCUCUGCUCCGGGGGAGCUUCGGGGAUCAUACGGUGUCAGGUGAUCCAUCUUCCAGAUUCAUAA